AUGUUGUAUCUUCAACCAGAUUUGAUAGAAGAAAUACUUUCUAGGGUUCCAGCCACAUCUUUAAAACGGUUACGAUCUACUUGCAAAAGAUGGAACGCUUUACUUAACAACCCAAGAUUCAACGAGAAGCAAUUCCGUAGAGCACCAAAGGAGUCUCUAGCUCUCAUGUUGAAAGAAAACAGGAUUUAUCCAAUGAGUGUCAAUCUAAACACUUCACCUCCAUCCAUAGAGUUUAAAGGUGCACUUGGCGGCCUAAAGAAUAAUUCUCCUAGGUCAGAAGAAGUUGAUAUAGUCGAAGUUUUUCAUUGCGACGGUUUAUUGCUAUGCAAAACAAUGUUCAGUAAACUAGUAGUUUGGAACCCAUGUUUAGGGGAAACAAGGUGGAUCAUCCAAACCACAAGGACCUCUAUGUUUGCUCUAGGAUACGAGAACAACAAAUGUGGCCAUAUCUACAAAAUCUUGAAGUAUUGCGAUGGUAAUACAUUUCCAGGCCUUGGAGUUGAUAAGUCAGAAAUCUAUGAUUUUAGAUUUGAUAGAUGGAGGGUUCUUAAUCAUGUGGCCGCUCCUGAUCGUUUCCUAAUAAAAGAUAUUGGCGUUUCUUUGAAGGGAAAUACUUACUGGGUUGCUGACGAUGUACAAACCAACUCUAAAUUCUUACUCAGGUUUGAUUUUACGGGAGAGAUAUUUACACAUUUGUAG
This is a messenger RNA of Capsella rubella, 699 nucleotides long. RefSeq names its product putative F-box/kelch-repeat protein At3g22730. The record is from RefSeq and is a predicted model, not a curated record. The transcript has a single exon. Lineage: Eukaryota; Viridiplantae; Streptophyta; Magnoliopsida; Brassicales; Brassicaceae. Gene Ontology annotation, molecular function: protein binding. The coding region runs from base 1 to 699 and encodes 232 amino acids.